AUGAACGAAGAAGAAACCAAGAGAAGGCUGAAAACCUUGCGACAGUCCCGAACAAUCCGCAGAAACAAGGCGAUGGCCGAGUUGGAGGCAGUCACAGAUCUCCACUCAGGUAACCCGACGUUCGCCGAGGGUCAGCGCCCGGAAGAACUCCUCAUUCUCAUGACUCAGCACGUUGAGCGUAUCCGCGAGUUGGACGGCAAGAUCGCCGACCUGGCGAGCGAAGACGCAGUCGACGCCGAGGCGACCGCUUCGGAAGAAUUUCACAUCGAGAUCGAGCGGGGAAUCGCUGCAAUCAGCGCUGUGACCCAGGUCGGGACCGGCGACCUUGCGGCGCAGGCAGAGAUGCCGACGUUCUACGGAACCCCGGAAGCCAUGCGACACGUCCGAUCCAGGCCCACGAUGAACUCUACCAUGAGCGCGCCACGUCAAAUGCGCGAGGCGACCCAGGUCCCGGACAGUUCGCCACAGCCGGCCGCGCAAGUGGUAUCGACGACAACCGCGCGCUUGCCUCGUGAGCUCGACAUUUCUCCCGAGGUAUUCGCAGGAGAUCGCCUGAGGUACCGUGCCUUCAUAACCCAGUUCAAAUGCUUCGUUGGAAAGAGACCGGAGGCCACUCCGGCGGAAAAGCUGAUGGUGCUCCGGAAAUACGUGACCGGCGAGCCUAGGGACAUCGUUCAGGCUCUCGAGCUGUCGGAUGGGAACAUCGCGACUCUCGCAUCCAAUGGGAUUCCGCUCACCGACUUCGCGCUAUCGCUGAGAUCGGCGAUAGAAGCAGCCCUACCGAUUCGGUUGCGCCAAGACUACAAAGAUUCUCGCCGUCUCGAGAAGAAGCUGCUCGCCCUCACCAGAGGUGGCAGCGGAGAGGGGUCUACGGCCGACGACUGCAUCGAGACAGCUGACGAGGAAAGCACCACCGACGCAGACGACAGUGGCACAUCUGUUUCAACGAGGGCUGCCAAAGAGGUCCGCAACCUGAUCGACUUCUUGCGCGGUCGUGUCCGGGACUGGGAAGACAACCGAUACUUAGAUGAGCGGGCUUCGCCGGCUACAGCCGAGGUUCCUGAGCGCCCGGCGCAAGCGCGAGAUGUGCGGCGCCGACCCAAGAGCACCAUCGCGGGUGCUGCGUCGAGACCGUCUGGAUCAGCUGGGACCGGUUACCGGCCGCGACCAUGUUUGUUUUGCCGAACGGCUGAUCAUAACUCGUCCCGCUGUACGGCAAGCUUCUCCAUCGCAAAACGCCGAGAGAUCCUCACGGCUCAGCGGCGUUGCGAGAAGUGCUUCAGGACGAAACAUGCGAACCCCGCCGACUGCCGCGGUCCGAAGGCGCCGUGUGCCUCGUGUGGCUCAAGACAGCACUAUACUUCAAUGCACGGACCUGAUUCACCAAGACAUGGUGAUCAGACAGCCGCUGGAAGUGACGCGACGACCGCCGCGGUGGUCCAGACGGUGAGCGGGGCAAGCGCGGACACCGGCGCACUGCUGCUAACUGCUUGUGCCUAUGUGAUCAACGGUGGGGUCAAGAUUCCUAUCCGGGUGUUCAUGGAUCCCGGAAGUACGCUUACCGUGAUGCUGCCUUCACUCCGAGCCAUGCUCCGCGAUCCUCCCGUUGGUGUAAGCAAUCUCACCAUUCAGGCUUUCGCCUCGACGCUGGCAAGUGAACGGAUUCCGUUGUACAACAUCCGCAUCAUGAAUAUUCGUGGAGGACCAACAAUCGAGCUCUUCGCCCACGAGUACAAGUUCGACUUCGACCCGCCGAAUACGACUACCAAGGCCGUCCUUCAGGCCCUCUCCAAUUUCGACCGAGAGAGUCCGCUCGCAGAUAGAACAUAUGUGGGAGAGUGGUCACGCAUGCCACCCGCCUUACUUAUUGGAAUGAAUCAACUCCAUAAGGUAAUGCACAGAGAGCUUCCACAACCCGUCGUGGAUGACAUAACCGCACAGUCAUCGAAGUUAGGGUGGCUCGUUGGGGGUUCGAUUCCCCUCGGUCAGCACCACAUAGAGGGUGAGGUGACGGCGACGCACAUCGUCUGCUGCGCCGCCGGCCUGUCCGCCCGUCAGUCUCUGCAGAUGUCAUCGGCUGCCAGAGCUCUUGAGACGCUGUGGAGCUUGGAGGCGCUGGGUAUAUCGGACCCCCCUGCAGCGUCGCAGAUGUCGGCGGACGAGGAGGAAGCUACUCGACAAUUCAACAGCGAAAUCUCCUUCGAAGAUGGUCAUUAUGUGGUUUCGUUCCCGAAGCGACCGAGCAUCUCUCAACUUCAGAACAAUCUGGGCGUCGCUUCCCAACGUCUCGAGCGAAAAUUAUCGCAGCUCAGGCAAUAUCCCAUGAAAUAUCGACGCUAUCACGCGGAGGUGAUGAAGUUCAUCGACGACGGCUUCGCUGUAGAAGUUCGCGACUUCUCGCCUGGUUCCCGUUCGGAAGUCGAUGGUUCAUACUACAUGCCUCAUCACGAGGUUGUCGUGACGUCGGAAAAGGCGGAAAAAUGGAGAAUCGUGUUUGAUUGCUCCGCAAAGCAGAAAGGCGCCUCGUCCCUCAAUGAUCAUCUCUUACCGGGUCCGAACCUGAACCCCGACUUGGUGUCGCUUCUUCUGAAUUUCCGACUGCACUCCGUGGCGGUGUCGGCCGACGUGAGCAAGGCCUACAUGAGAAUCGCCGUCGCACCGGCAGAUCGGCCGCUGUUUCGAUUCCUGUGGAAGGGACCCGACGCCGACUCCGUCCGGGCGUACCAGAUGCAGCGAGUUACGUGGGGAGCGGCGUCAUCCGGUUUUCUUCUGGCCGCGACGAUCCGGCAUCACUUACAGGGAGCCGACCCCGCGUCGCAGGAUCUCUCGAAAUGUCUAUACGCGGAUGAUUUCUUGCAAAGCUUCGAAGACCCGCAACGCGAUUCAGUUCACCGAUAA
This is a messenger RNA of Galendromus occidentalis (western predatory mite), 2898 nucleotides long. RefSeq lists its product as uncharacterized. NCBI's taxonomy places the organism in Eukaryota, Metazoa, Arthropoda, Arachnida, Mesostigmata, Phytoseiidae. The coding region runs from base 1 to 2898 and encodes 965 amino acids. The transcript has 2 exons. The record is from RefSeq and is a predicted model, not a curated record.